Molecule: messenger RNA, 486 nt
Organism: Calliphora vicina (urban bluebottle blowfly)
Lineage: Eukaryota; Metazoa; Arthropoda; Insecta; Diptera; Calliphoridae
Product: forkhead box protein G1
Exons: 1
Coding region: 142-408 (88 amino acids)
Source: RefSeq, a predicted model, not a curated record
UUAGCGAAAAGUCGCAGUUUAGUUACGGACAUCAGAGCAUUAAAAACUAAUUGUGGAAUCAAUAGAAAAAUAAUUGAUUAUUUUUUUAUUGUAAAAUUCGCUGUAUUCUUGCUGAAAUUAAUUUAAUAUAUAACCAACCAAAUGGCGCCUCAUUGGGAUGAACCUCGUCAUCAUCACCACCACCAUCAUAACCGUCCUAUUAUUGAAGUAGAUAUUGUGAGUCCUUUUGCCCGACCACCACCACCUCGAGUCACUACCGAAGUAAUUAUUGCACCACAGCAAAGACCAACAGAAAUUGUGUACGUGACUCCACCACAACCACGUCCACCUCCACCACGCGAAGUCGUCGUUGUACUUCCAGGAAAUCAGCCACCUCCAGAACAUUGGGAUAAUCGUCCUCGUUGGUAAUCUAUGCAUUGGAGAAAUUGUGAUAAUAAAUUUAUGAAUACUAUGAAAUGUGUCAGUUGUAAAAUAUAAAAGUAAUUU